AUAAUUUCCUCAUAUUUUCACAAAUAAAAAUAUAGAAAUCGUCUUUUUUUACCCGCUUUUUAUGACAACAUUUUGCCAUUAGUCCCGCUCAUGUUCAUGAGCCAUUCAAAAACACUUCGUGUACAUAAUACAUUUAUUGCAGUAUAUUUAUUGAAAAAAUUUAUUAACCAUGAAUUCUGUCAAUUUUAUUUGUCAUUUGAAUGACUCUUGUGUGGUUAAACAAGUGAUUGGAUACGUGUUGUGCUACUCCAUCGGCCCUCGUUCAAGUCAGCAUGUUUCAUGAUGGCGUCCAAAAGCCCGCUGGACGUAUUUUCUGUAUUCAAAAUACUAAAUCUUGAUUAAUGAGAGUGAGGACAAAUGAAGAUGAAACGUACAAAAAGUGAGAUGAUCAAUGCAACCGUCGAGUCAUACUUGAAACGUCGUCGUUAUCAGGAUUGUGAUUUAUUUCGUAAAACGGAGAGACCUGGAUGCAGAAGCAGUGAAGAAAUGACCUUGACUGCUAAAGCUGAGAGUGCACUAUCCCGAGACAACUCCAUAGUGUUCAGCGCUAUCAUCAAUGAUGUUGUAGCUGCUGAUCAAGCUUACCAGAGAUUAAAAGUGUGGGUCUACUCGAUAAAGACUCAGCAAAUAAAAUACGAGCUACACGGCCUUCUAUAUCCUGUUUUCUGUCACUUGUACCUCGAAAUACUUCACGCUGGUAAUCCACAGGCUGCCAUUCAAUUCCUGAAAAAUUAUCAGGGUGACUUUGUCACGGAUACAGAGAGGGAUUUCCUCGAAGAAUUGUCAAGUAUAUUUACAAUACAGGAUAUCGAAUUGAGGCCACUUGUCAAUGCAUUUCGAAUGAGAAAGUACAAAGUUGAUAUGUCUGAUGAGGCGCACAUUUGUCUACAGAAAUAUCUCAGUAAAAAUGGGCAUAUUAUUAUAAUGCAGAUUAUAAAUAUACACAUAACUAUUAUUAAAAAAAUAGUAGAUAUGAAUGUGAUUGACGAAGAGACUGCUGAUCAAGCUCAGGGACAUGAAAUUGGUAUAAAUGGGCAUGUGGAGCUAGCAUCGGGCACUGGAGUUGAUAGAGAAAUGCGUGAGCUCCAGGAGUCCAUUCGAUUGAUAAGAAACAAUGCUUAUCAACCAUUGAGAAUAUUUACCGUUAAUAAUGCAGCUGAGAAUGGUAGUUGUGCCACAAUGACACCGAAUAUGGAUAGAUUGGCUGCUGGAUUCAGUACCGCUGAGAUUAGACUGUGGGGUGUAGGAGAGACGGUGCUGAUGAGACGGAGACAGACAAGAUCAUCUGUUGCGUUGGCUUGUGACACCGCAUCGACGAGUAGACCACCCGAUGAUGCAAACGAAAUGGAGGAGGCAGGUGCUAUCAUUUUGAGGGGACACUCAGAUGUCAUCCAUGACUUGAAAUUUGUCGCUCAGUCCAGUGUAUUACUGUCUGCCUCUAGUGAUAAGGACAUGAGAGCCUGGAGUCUCAGUGAUUACACAUGCGCUGCUGUUUAUCGUGGACAUAAUUAUCCAAUCUGGUGUAUGGAUACCAGUGCUUUCGACUUGUACAUAGCAACUGGCUCUCACGAUCGGACUGCCAAAUUGUGGAGUCUGGAUAGGAAAUUUCCACUGCGAGUUUUUGCAGGCCAUUUUUCGGAUGUUAAUUGUAUAAAAUUUCAUCCGAAUACGAGGUACUUGGCAACAGGUUCUACCGAUAAAUCCGUUAGACUCUGGAACAAGGAUGAUGGUAAUUUAUUGAGAGUAUUUGUUGGUGCUCAAUCGACAAUUUACAGUCUGGCGUUCAGUCCUGAUGGCAAAUAUUUAGCUGCCGCCGGCGAUGACAGGUCAAUAGUUAUAUGGGACCUGGCGACAAAUGCUAUAUUGACUGAACUUAAAGGCCACCAGGAAACGGUGAUGAAUUUAGAUUGGAGUCCAGAUGGUCAGUACAUAGUCAGUGGUAGUACAGACAGUAUCGUACGCCUCUGGCCAUCUCAUGAGCACAUAAAAACCGGCAUUAAUACCACAACAAACUCAACAGGCAAAGAUUGCCGCCCUCAGGUAUACUCAACAAAUUGCUCAAGUAUUCUAUCACUUCAAUACUAUCGGAAAAACAGUUCACUUGUGUGCAUUGGAGCUGUGUGAAAACUACUGGAUCUCGCUGCCCAAAUUGGGCUAACAUAAAUGGAAAAUAAACGCAAAAUAAUACAUAAUUAUAAUCAUCAUCAUCCUCAUCAUCAUCAUUUUCAAUCUAGUGAUAGAGAUCCCCCUCACUGGCAACAUAGUGAAUUAAUUUGUUGGACUUGCGGUUUAAAAAAUUGAAACUAAAAUUAAUCGUAAUACUGUGAUGGAGUGCAGAGUGACGAUCAAAUAAUACUUUCAUCUGUCUUGGACUUUUAUUCAUUAAAACUUUACUGCUACAUUCUCAAAGAAGAUGAGAGGGGAUGAGUGGUAGAUAAAAAAUAGUGAAUUCAGGUGGUUAUCGUUAAUGUUUCAUUGUUAUUCGAAUCAAAGGAAUUAAUUUUAUAACUCUAUUUGAAUCGGCCAUUUGCCAAACCAUUACUUUGAGAAUGGAACUUCGUAAGACCUCUUCUGUAGCACAAUAUAUCUCUAAUUUUUUUCCUGGUAGUACUCGCUACCAAAUAAUGGCAUUCAACGAGAUCCCAGUUGAAUGAGAAGCAGUCACUAUUGAAUUUUUCCACACAUUCUUUUUUUUUCAUUACUUUUGUAAAUAAUGGACUUUGGUGAUUGUACAGGUAAGAAUUCGUUGGUAACUUCUCAAUGUUUUGUAAAUACAGAAAAUAAUAAAAAUAACGGCUCGAGCCAAGGAGGUCAGCAA
This is a messenger RNA of Diachasmimorpha longicaudata, 2818 nucleotides long. RefSeq names its product TAF5-like RNA polymerase II p300/CBP-associated factor-associated factor 65 kDa subunit 5L (gene wda). The transcript has 7 exons. The coding region runs from base 358 to 2124 and encodes 588 amino acids. NCBI's taxonomy places the organism in Eukaryota, Metazoa, Arthropoda, Insecta, Hymenoptera, Braconidae. Gene Ontology annotation, molecular function: protein binding; RNA polymerase II general transcription initiation factor activity. The record is from RefSeq and is a predicted model, not a curated record.